Poeciliopsis prolifica (blackstripe livebearer) is the source of this 4408-nucleotide messenger RNA. RefSeq names its product synemin, intermediate filament protein (gene synm). Gene Ontology annotation, molecular function: vinculin binding; intermediate filament binding; structural constituent of muscle. Gene Ontology annotation, biological process: intermediate filament cytoskeleton organization; fast-twitch skeletal muscle fiber contraction. Gene Ontology annotation, cellular component: intermediate filament; sarcolemma; costamere. The record is from RefSeq and is a predicted model, not a curated record. The coding region runs from base 168 to 3176 and encodes 1002 amino acids. NCBI's taxonomy places the organism in Eukaryota, Metazoa, Chordata, Actinopteri, Cyprinodontiformes, Poeciliidae. The transcript has 4 exons.
GGACGCUCCUGUGACUGUGAUGCGUUCAGGACCCGCCCUCCUCCUCCUGCACUUGUCAAAGGGCACCGAUCGCAAAUUACAUCACACUUCAGCCCACCGACGCACACGCAAAUAGCCCAACUGCACGCAGCAUUUUUUAAACCAAAUUUUAAUUAUAACAGAUCAGGAUGCUUCCUUUCAAGAGAACUUUUGACAGCGAAAAACAGCAACUGCAAGAGCUGAACAGCAGACUUGCUCAGUAUCUGUCCAGGACCAAGCAGCUGGAGCAGGAAAACGCGCAUCUUAUAGCUGAAAUUAACAAACUGAAGCGCGGCAGCGGGACGGCGGAAUGGGAGCAGCGGUACAAAGCAGAUAUGAAGGAUCUGAGGAGAAUGGUGGAGCAGAUCUCCUUCGAGAAGUCCCAGGCGGAGAUGGAGAGGGAGAAGCUAUGGCGAGAGUUGCAGACGGCCCGGUCUCUGUGCAGCGAGCAGACCGAGGCGUGCAGGGACAUCAGCGGCGAGCUGAAGGGCUGCGAGAAGGAGCUGCAGCAGGCGCACAAAAUUAACAGUGACCUGCAGCAGCGGCUCCUUCAACUGGAGAGCGAGUACAAGCGCUUAGAAGACGCGCACAGGCAUGAGACGGCCAAGCUCCGGCAUCAGGUGGAGUCUCGGGUCGUGCCCAUCAUCACGCAAACUUAUCACGGGCCCCCGGUGGUUUCCGUUGAGGAGGUGCAGGAGUACGCCCGCGGGCUGUCCGAGGGAUGGAUAGAGACGUUUGAAAUGUACCAACAGAAAGUGGAGGAGAUGGAGCAGUCGAUCAAAGCGGACCAGGCGAGGCUGUGCGACCUAGAGAAGGAGAAGAUGCUGUACGCAUCCGAGCUGGGCAAAUUGCGCACGGAGGCGGAAAAACAGGGCCAGAUUCAAAUGCGCCUGGAAGAGGAGCUCAUGCACAUGCAGGACAAAUUCCGAGUGGAUUUAAGUGAACACCAGAUACUUAUUGAGCAGUUGGAACAGGAGAGAAACAUUCUGGCUGAGGCAAUGGAAGAGAAAAUGAGGGAACAUCAGCACCUUCUCCAAGUGAAAAUGGAUCUGGGCAUGGAGGUGGCAGCAUACAGGGCUCUCCUGGAAAGUGAAAGAGUUGGUAUGCAAGAUGCUCACAGGAGGAUGACCCAACAUCAAAGAGAGAGAAUAAUAGACAUCAAGGUGCCUGCCCAACAUUACUCUCCAAGAACCUCAACCUUAACCUCAAGAAGACAUGUCGAUAUGCGGUAUGCAUCACCAACAAACCUGAGAAGACCACCUGUGACCUAUUCUGGGUCUAUAAGUCCCUCCAGGGUCAUUCCCAUUUCAGCUGCAGGAAGGGCUCGGCAUCAGAGUCCAGCAUCCAGAAGGGAUAUGAUCUCGUUCAACAAAGCUCGUGCUGCCUCUUCCGUGCCUACUACCAGUACCGAAAUUGGCCAGGAUAAAAACAAAAUAAGUAAGCCUGCACAGAAAACGGUAGCGGAGGAGAAAAGCAUGAGAUUCAAACAGGUCCCUUCUGAAAGCAAAGCCAGUUUUUCACCAGAGACAAAAUCUGUAAGAGUGGUGUCACCACCAGAAAAAAGUAUUGCUCAAACUGUCACAGAAAGCAAAAGGCAGGUGUCCAAUGAGAAAGAGAAAGGUUAUGCUCAAGAUGAGUUCAAAGACAAAGAGAAGGCAGAACCCAUAACUGAAAAAAAGAUACUGGACUCUUUAUCUGUAGAAGAGAUUAUUGAGAAAGUGAUCAAACCUGCAGGUUUAGAAGCCAAGGCAUGUUCAUCAGGAGACUCUAAGGUCAGGUAUCAUGUGGAGAAAAGUGAGCAGGAAGACGGCACCACUAAGACACAGAUUGUGCUGGAGUCCAAAUUUGAAGAAGAGAUAGAUCUUUCCGAGGACUCCACCCUGGAUGAAAUCCUGAGCCAGGGUGUGAAGAAGGUAUCACUGGAGGACAUAGAAGAUACAGCAACAGGAAACAUGAUUCAGAACCUUCUAAGUAGUCUUCAAGGAGGAGGAAACAUGGAAAAUAAGUCAGUCAAUGUGGAAAUUAUUGAAGAACCCAUUGAGUCUUUCAGUGAUGAGGAGCUUGAAGCUGAAAUUAAAAGAAAAUCAAGUUCUUAUGAGCCCUCAAGAUAUUUCCAAAUUGAGGAGAUGGAAAACAUAAGUCAUGACUCUGAAGAAGAAAAGCGUGAUAAUGCCACAAUAGCUUUCAAAACAGGCACCGACCAGCCCAGUGGGGGAUCUGUGCAUGUUCAGGAAUUCUCUACAGAAAACAAAUCUCCUAAUUUCUCCCAUGAGGAGGAGUUUCAUGAGUACUUUGUGUCCACACCAAAUGAAAACCUUUCUGAAACUGAAGAUGGUGGAGGAAUAAUGUCAUAUGGCCAUUAUGGCAUAGUAGAUGAUCUGUCUGAUGAGAGGUAUUACCAAGACGAAAGUCUGCCCCAGAGAAAAGUGAUAGUAGAGGAAAGUGAGGAAUACCAGUACAAGUCAGGUAAUCACUCAUUCCCCAAGGAAAGUUUUCCAGAGUGCAUAAUUGAAGAAGAAGUUCGGGUAUCGCCUGUAGUGCAAGAAUCCAUACUUGAGUUCCUGAGAGAGGAUUCUUUGGAACCUAAAGAGCAGCUGAAGGGAGCCUUGGAGACACUACACAGUUCAGUGUCUGGUCCCCUGAGGGAAGAGUUGGCUUUUCUCACAAAAGUGAGCAGCGAAAGUCCACAAAACGUAGCAAUCAAAAAAGUCGAGCAGUCAAGCGAUAAUGGAACCAUGACUAUAGUUGCAGAGCUAAAUGUCUCACAAACCCUUGAAGACUCUGGGCUGUUGGAGGAAGGAGAUGAUAUUUCCGAAGAGCAGAUAAUGAAAGCUCUCAGAUCUUCCAACUUGGAUCUUGAAAAAGCCUUCCAAGAAGGAGCAGGUUCAGGGUACAGCAUCAGAGUGUCCAAAGAAGAGGGGGUUGCAUAUGCAGAGGGCUUUGAAGGCUUUGGCAGCAUUGACGAGUCAGCAUCUAAAAUAAUUGAGAAACACAUUAAACUGGAACCAUCAGAAAAGUCCUUCACCUUCCAGCUGGAGGAGCAGGGUGACCAUGGUGAGAAGAGCUCAGUGCAGUCCCAACUCUUUGAAAACCCAGAGAAGAUUUCUACUGAAAAAAGAGUUGCAACACUUUACCUUGAAAGGCCCUUAGAAGACUGAUCAGGCUUUUUUUUUUUUUUUAGAAAAUGUACAAAUUUAUACAUAAGUUGUUAUACAACAUCGCAGUGGCACUGUUAACAGAUGUUUUAACAAUGACAUACAAAUGUGGACAAGGUGACAUUAGGACUACAAACCUCAGUCAACCCAUAAUAACAAAUGUGGAUUUUGGUUACAUUCUUUGUAUUAACUUCAUUUUUACUUUCAUAUAGCUUGGAUUAUACACUUUAUUUUUUUUGGUAUUAAACUUCUUUGUGGUGCUUUAAAAAGCCUAUUUCACAGUUUACAGCAGACCACUAACUCAGUCAUCAUGUGCCAUGUUGUUGAAUCUUUUGGAUCAGCACUUAUUACAGAUCAACAUGGCACUGGGAGUUAUGGGUGCUGUGCACCAUUUGCAGAUUGGAACUACUUGUGGCUUGAGCACCUUACCAUGAUGAUGGGGUCAAGUUAAUCAAUAACUUUAAAGAAAUGUAUCUACAUAUAAAUGAAGGCAAUAAUUAGAAGAAGCGGGACACAUUCAAAAAUUCAAAUGAUUCACCAUUGGUGAUAAUAUGGUUGCGAGACAUAUUGUGUAUGUUUGUGCACAUAUGUCAGGUAUCACAGUGUUGGCAUGAGGGAUUCAGUUUUGCUCUGACCUGAGAGUGUUCAGGACUAUUUUUGGAUCAUCAGCUUAGUGGCAUUGAAUGUUCACAAGGGGUUGUUGUCUUGUGUGCUGUUUGCCAAGGCAGAAUUAGAGUUCAAUGCAUUCAGUCUGUUUAUUUGUUUCAGACAUUUUCAGCAUGUUUGAUUACCACACUUUACACAGCAAUUCACUCACAAAAUAGCAAUUUGUCAUUAUGUUAUGUAGCACAGAUAUGAGAUAUUUAGCAUGAACACACUUAUCUGUUAGAAGAAGAGAGAUUUGUUGCAUUUAAGUGCCGAGAUACAUCCGGGUUUCACAUAUUUUCUGAUCGUUUCUCUAUUAACAUUUAUACAUUUGGAUUACAUCUUCAUGCAAACUGGUAUCUGGAUACCAUGUGCCAACACAUUUUAUUCAAUAAGAUCAAUUUAUAGAAAAUCUAUUGAUUUAUAAAGAGGAUAUGAGUCAAUGUUUAAUAAAUGUGGAACAAACAAAAUUAUUUGCAUUUGAUUUUAUUGAUUUCUGAUAAACAAAUGAUACAACUGCUUUGGCUGAUGGGGCUUUCUGAAUUUCAUUGAUGAAUAUCUUAACAAUAUUAAAAUAUAUAUUGUUGGAA